Molecule: messenger RNA, 354 nt
Organism: Colletotrichum navitas
Lineage: Eukaryota; Fungi; Ascomycota; Sordariomycetes; Glomerellales; Glomerellaceae
Exons: 1
Coding region: 37-252 (71 amino acids)
Source: RefSeq, a predicted model, not a curated record
CACCCUGUUUCCCAUUGCAACCCCGCCUUCCUACCCAUGAUUCCCAUGUUUUCACCACAGCCGACUUUGCCUUGCCUGCCCGUCUUUUUCGCGGAAACAUGGUUUCUUCUUUCUUCUUCCUUUGCCGCUCCCUACUCAUACCUACUCGACAACUAUUAUCAAGGGAGAGGGAUAGGUCGGAGAAGGAGAGAGCCAAUCAGCACCACAAUCUUGCUCUUGCCGUUAAUGCAUCCCGCGUGGCGACCCCCUUAGACGAGCUGCUUUCCUAAGCUGCCUUGCUGGCUUGCACGCUUGACUUUGCAGUGAAGGGCUUGGAUGCGUCGCUCAGCCGGCACUUUUGAACUGACAGCUCCA